UGGGGGUGAAGGCCUCAAAAGGCGGAGCCGGAAGCCCCUGACGGCUCUCCGCGGGCGUGUACCCCACGGGCGUCUUGACUCUUGGACCCUAUAAGGAGAACGAACGGCCUCCGGGCGGUCGUGAGGCCUGGCCCGUUUGGCCCUCAUCCCCCCAAGCAACUGGUGGCAAAGUCAGGCGCCAGCCGCCACCAAACGCCCGGGGGGUUGCGGACCAGUGGUGAGGAGGAGUGCGGGGGGGCAAGGCGUGCGCGUGCCCGCCUGGGUUCUGUCGGACACGUGCAGCAUGGCGAAAGGGGUCAAGCUUUGCCACCUGCUGCCCUCGGAGGCCAUCCCCUUCUCAAGAAACUCCCCCAUCCCUCGGGGAGCCCGCACGCGGGAGGCUUGUAGGGUACAUGCAGCACGGCGUGGGAGGUCGGUCGGGUACAUGCAACACGGCAAGGGGGUCAGGCCGUGCCAUCUUUGCCGCCUUCGGAAGCCUUCCACCCCCGGUCGUGGGUGCUUGAGCGGCCUCUGGGGUUUUGGUUCUGUAGGGUACAUGCAAGAAGCCGCGAGGGUGGGCGCUUGGAGGCCUUCCCGCCUGGCAAUCCUUCGAGAAAAAGGGUCCGGGGCUGGUGGCCCCCCUCUCAAAAAUUUAGACCGGGGGGGCCUUCAGCCCUGA
Molecule: messenger RNA, 658 nt
Organism: Amoebophrya sp. A25
Lineage: Eukaryota; Dinophyceae; Syndiniales; Amoebophryaceae
Source: the annotation of a GenBank genome assembly